CUUAAGACAGAGCCAACAUUGGGACAACGGCUCUUCCUGAGCAUUUCUGGAGCAGAAGCUCUUCUCACAGAGGGAGGGACAGAGCGGGCAGCAGGCACCAUGGAGCCCCCUUCGGCCCUUCCCGGAGGAGGACGGGUCCCCUGGCAGGACCUCCUGCUGGCAGUCUUGCUCUUAACCCUCUGGAACCCACCCACCACUGCCCAAGUCACUGUGGAGUCCGUGCCGCCCAGAGCUGCCGAAGGGAAGGACGUCCGUCUGCAAGUCCACAGUCUGCCUAGGGAUACUGGACGCUUCAACUGGUUCAAAGGGGCCACAGCGGAGGAGAACCGUCGUAUUGUAUCAUAUAUAGUAGAUGCACAAAAAACUAUUCCAGGACCUGCACACAGCGGCAGAGAGACAGUGUACCCCAGUGGAUCCCUGCUGUUCCGGAACAUCACCCUGAAUGACACAGGAGUCUACACCCUACAAUUCAUAAAUAGUACUUAUGACACGGAACAAGUAACUGGACAGCUCCAUGUAUUCCAACCCUUGGCCCAGCCCACUCUCCGUGCCAGCAACACCACACUCACAGAAGACAAGGACUCUAUGGUCCUGACCUGCUCCACAACUAACACUGUGGUCUCUAUCGGGUGGCUCUUCAAUGGCCAGAGUCUAAAGCUCACGGAGAGGAUGACACUGUCCCAGGACAACAGCACCCUCACCAUACGCCCUGUCAGGAAGGAGGAUGCCGGGAAUUACCAGUGUGAGGUCUCCAACCCAGGUGAUUCCAGGAAAAGUGACCCUGUGAGGCUGGCUGUGAGCUAUGAAGGAAGCACCACAGGCUUCCCUGUGGGGUCCAUCAUUGGUUUUGUAACCGGGGUCCUUGUUGGACUGGCACUGGCAGCUACCCUAGGCUGUCUCCUGCUCCACACAAGGACUAGAAGGGCUAGUGGCUGGUGUGAUCUCAGAGAGCUCUGCUGCCCAGCAUCCACCCCCCGACAGAUUCCAGCCAGCAGCAACAAAUCACAGGACUCCCUGCCCGGCCCCACAACAGCCAUUCCUGUCUACCAGUUUCCAGAAGUUUGCAUGUGUCUCACUGUGAUUGCUUAUCGUGCUCGGGGUUCCCUCAGCUUCUUGGACCAUUAUUUCUUCAGAUCCAUGGAAGCCAAAGAAAUGCCCGCUGUUGUCCACCACUGUGCUUCGGACUCUGCCCCAGGGGGUGAGACCAGAGCCCCCCUAGGCACGGAGCUUAUCCCCAGGAGAGCUGUCAGUCGCUCUCCCACCUGUGCCCGCUGCCGAAACCACGGCGUCACUGCCCACUUGAAGGGCCACAAGCGCCUGUGCCUCUUUCAGGCUUGCGAAUGUCAUAAAUGUGUCCUCAUCUUGGAGCGCCGGAGGGUCAUGGCUGCCCAGGUGGCCUUGCGUAGGCAACAGGAAGCACAGCUAAAGAGGCAUCUGGCUCAGGGACUGAUGAGGAGAGGUGCAGCUCCUCCCAAAGCUCCCAGCCAUGUCAAGAAGGGAGCCACUCGACCUGGGGUCCCCGCUGAAAAGGAAAACAUAGCACCCCAGCCUCAGACGCCCCAUGGGGCAGUCCCACUGGCACUGACACCCCCUGGGAAGGAUAACUCCCAAGGGCCUCUGCUGCUCAGUCGUCCCCCAGAAGCCUUGCCUUUGUCCUGGACUCCAAUGCCUCCAGGCCCUUGGGCUCCUGGACACUGGCUGCCUCCAGGACUUUCCAUGCCACCUCCAGUGGUAUGCCGCUUGCUAUGCCAAGAACCUACUGUCCCUCUGCAUCCCUUUCCUGGCUUUGACCCUGGCACUUCCCUCCGGCUGCCCACUCAUGGGCCCCUCCCAACCUGCCCAGGAUCUCGCCCGAUACUGACGACUCCCCUUUCUGGAGAAUCCCAAGGGCCCACUGCCCUGCCCCGCGCAUGCUCGACUCUGAUACUCCAGCCCUGUGGCACCCCAGACCCUCUUCUGCUGCAGCCACAGGCCCCUGGAGCUUCUCGCCUGGCCUGGACUUCUGCCCCCUCGGAGCGGCAGCUGCAGCGGGAGGCAGCUGAGGCUCUUGUGGGUCUGAAAGACUCUUCCCAGGCUCCCCGCCUGACCUCUUCUGUUCCUCCCAAUCCUCCUUGGAUCUCCCUGCUCCACCCCUGUGGCCCACCAGCUCCUGCUGGAGGAAGAGGAUUCCAGCCUGUUGGACCCUCUCUCCGACCCAGCCCAGCCCCCUCUGUGGCUCUGCAUAUUGGGCGUCUGGGCUCUAUCUCCCUCCUAAGCUAGAAGCCCAGAGAUGGAAGCCUUGCUGGGGAAGAGGCAACAGCCUGCGGGCACUGCAUACUUGGUAUUUUGCUUCUGGAUUUAUGCAUGGAAUUUAAUGUAGUACAAGCUUCCAGCUUUUCUUUUUUUCUUUACUUUUUUUUUUCUUUUUUUAAAGCUUUCAGGUGCUUCAUUAGCUUUUGGUUCCUUUUGUAGUGUGGGCAUUUCCUUGACUGAAAGUGGUAUUCUCUUACUCACUGGGUCCUGGGACAUUUUUAAAUCCCCAACAAAGUGAGAGAUGUGCAGUUUAAGCUAACCAGUAUCUAAAUAGGUUUUUGCAUGAGUUCACUUUCCAGACUAUUUAUUUAACGUAUGAUUCUAUACAUACCUGUGCACUCAUGUCUGUCUCUAUACAUGCAAAAACAGGAGAGUAUUUUCAUUUUGUGUCUACCUUUGGGUGAGUAACUGA
Molecule: messenger RNA, 2704 nt
Organism: Lutra lutra (Eurasian river otter)
Lineage: Eukaryota; Metazoa; Chordata; Mammalia; Carnivora; Mustelidae
Gene: DMRTC2
Product: DMRT like family C2
Exons: 16
Coding region: 100-2259 (719 amino acids)
Biological process (GO): regulation of DNA-templated transcription; regulation of immune system process; signal transduction
Cellular component (GO): plasma membrane; cell surface; nucleus
Molecular function (GO): protein tyrosine kinase binding; sequence-specific DNA binding
Source: RefSeq, a predicted model, not a curated record